GUAAAUAAAUGAGUUAAUACGUGGUCGAAAGCAUUUACCAGACGAAGACAUAACGGAGACGUACAGGAGAAAGACGAAAUCUGCUAAAACCUCCGCAACAACCAUCGCCGGCCCAUCCCCGGCGAUUGUCGAUUCUCAAUUUCUUCUGCCGUCGGAGAAUAGACUUUGAAAGGGUCGUCGAUCGAUCAAUCGAUCUACUCCAUCUAGUCUAUCUACUUGUCAUUUCUGGUGUUACAGUUAAUUACGGUACUUAGUUUUGACAAUGAAGAAUGGUGAGCGAGCUGCCAAUAUUGCUCUAGCAGGUCUAACACUUGCACCACUGGUUAUGAAGGUAGACCCAAAUAUAAAUGUCAUCUUGACAGCAUGCCUCACAGUUUUUGUGGGUUGUUAUCGCUCUGUCAAGCCAACACCUCCUUCUGAGACAAUGUCUAAUGAACAUGCCAUGCGCUUCCCUUUAGUUGGUAGUGCAAUGCUGUUGUCUCUGUUCUUGCUCUUUAAGUUCCUGUCAAAAGACUUGGUCAAUGCUGUUCUCACUUGUUACUUCUUUGUUCUUGGCAUCAUCGCGCUUUCGGCAACACUUUUACCUGCAAUCAGGCGGUUUUUACCAACUAAGUGGAAUGAAGAUGUUAUAACAUGGCGUUUCCCCUAUUUUCACUCUUUGGAUGUUGAGUUUACCAGGUCUCAAGUGGUUGCUGGAAUUCCCGGGACCUUUUUUUGUGUGUGGUAUGUAGCACAGAAGCAUUGGCUGGCUAACAAUAUCUUGGGACUUGCUUUCUGCAUUCAGGGAAUUGAAAUGCUUUCACUCGGCUCAUUCAAGACUGGUGCUAUUCUAUUGGCUGGACUUUUCUUUUAUGAUAUAUUCUGGGUCUUUUUUACCCCUGUGAUGGUCAGUGUUGCCAAAUCAUUUGAUGCACCUAUAAAGCUUCUAUUCCCAACAAGAGAUGCUGUACGCCCAUUUUCUAUGCUUGGUUUAGGUGAUAUUGUCAUUCCAGGCAUUUUCGUAGCAUUGGCACUGAGAUUUGACGUGUCAAGAGGGCAAAAGAGUCAAUACUUCAAAAGUGCUUUCUUGGGAUAUGCAGUUGGUGUGGUUCUUACAAUUGUUGUCAUGAACUGGUUUCAAGCUGCACAGCCUGCUUUGUUAUACAUUGUGCCAUCAGUUAUCGGGUUCUUGGGUGCUCAUUGCAUAUGGAAUGGAGAGGUCAAACCGUUAUUGGAAUUCGAUGAGUCUAAAACAGCUGCUGGUGGUGAAGGUGAUGUAGAUGAGAAAACAAACAAGAAAGUAGACUGAUAGAUGCUUUACAAUAUACAGUUGCUCACAGUAGAAGGAGCUAUGCUCUUUUUUUCUAUUUCUUUUAUACUUUUUUUUUUCUGGGAUUUUAGCUCCAAUCUUUAUGGUUAACUUAUGCAAUAGAUUUUGCAAUUAAUCUUUUAUUUCUGGAUCA
Messenger RNA from Lactuca sativa (garden lettuce), 1442 nucleotides. Its product is annotated as signal peptide peptidase. Gene Ontology annotation, cellular component: lumenal side of endoplasmic reticulum membrane; cytoplasmic side of endoplasmic reticulum membrane; membrane. Gene Ontology annotation, molecular function: aspartic endopeptidase activity, intramembrane cleaving. The record is from RefSeq and is a predicted model, not a curated record. NCBI's taxonomy places the organism in Eukaryota, Viridiplantae, Streptophyta, Magnoliopsida, Asterales, Asteraceae. Gene Ontology annotation, biological process: membrane protein proteolysis.